Betta splendens (Siamese fighting fish) is the source of this 1148-nucleotide messenger RNA. It is a transcript of the gene ngdn, whose product is annotated as neuroguidin, EIF4E binding protein. Lineage: Eukaryota; Metazoa; Chordata; Actinopteri; Anabantiformes; Osphronemidae. The record is from RefSeq and is a predicted model, not a curated record. Gene Ontology annotation, cellular component: small-subunit processome; nucleolus. Gene Ontology annotation, biological process: maturation of SSU-rRNA from tricistronic rRNA transcript (SSU-rRNA, 5.8S rRNA, LSU-rRNA). The transcript is spliced from 11 exons. The coding region runs from base 72 to 1034 and encodes 320 amino acids.
GGAUCCGGAAGUUCGCUUCGUUCCCUUCCAGUUUGUCCCUCUGCGGCUUCCAUAUUGAAUUUGAGAUCAAAAUGGCUGCCCCUAUCGACAACGAUUUAAUUGAAAGUGAUAUCCCCAAAGCGACGCAGCUGCUGAAUAAUCUCACAGAACAGGUGGCCUCAGUCACAAGUCACAUCCGUGACCUGUUAACGAAAGUCAAAAAUGGGGCAUUUAAAACCUCAAAGGGUUUGUCUUUCUUGGACCUUCGGUAUCACCUGCUGCUCUUCUACCUGCAGGAUCUCACUCACCUGAUCAGCCUCAAGACAGAGGGAGAGAAAAUUAAAGACAGCGAAGCAUUGACCAGGGUGGUCACAAUCAGAACAGUCUUGGAAAAGAUGCGACCCCUCGACCACAAACUGAAGUACCAGAUUGACAAACUGGUCCGUACAGCUGUUACCGGCCAUUUAGCUGAAAAUGACCCACUGCACCUGCGUCCUAAUCCUCAGAAUCUCAUGAGUAAACUGAGUGAAUCUGAACAGUCUGAAGAUGAGGAACAGCCAAAGGUAGCUUCAGAUAAGCCGGCAGCCCACUACAGUGGCAAGAAAUAUGUACCUCCAAAGAUUGCCCCAGUGCAUUAUGAUGGUGAUAUGACAGAAGCAGAUAGGAAGAAGGCCAAGAUGGAACGUCAGCGACGGGCAGCUCUGAGAAGCUCAGUGAUCCAGGAGCUUAGACAGCAGUACAGUGAUGCGCCCGAGGAGAUCAGGGAGAGGAGAGACUUCCAAAGCGAACGGCAGAGCCGCGAGGACAUGCACAGGAAAAACUUUGAGGAAUCAAUGAUGGUUCGCCUUAAUGUGCCAAAGGCACAGAAAAAUGCCAGGAGGAGGGGAAUGGGCAUGUCUAGACAGCUGGGCGGUAUCACACACUUCGGUGACAUCACUGCGCUGACAGGUGGUGACGAUGACCAGACUGGAGAGAUGAGUCGUCCCAAGAAGAGGAGGAAACUCAUGAAGAAAACGACAAAGCGUAAAGCUUUCAGAAAGCACAGAAGGACUUGAUGCAUGAUGCCCAACUGAAGACCAGAAUAGGAAUUCUUACAGAUUUAGUUACUACCACAGCUGUAAAGGCAUCAAAUAAGCAGUGAAAAUAAAGUUUUUAGUCCGUGGAAUAAA